Messenger RNA from Brassica oleracea var. oleracea, 1503 nucleotides. Its product is annotated as casein kinase II subunit alpha, chloroplastic. The record is from RefSeq and is a predicted model, not a curated record. The transcript has 10 exons. Lineage: Eukaryota; Viridiplantae; Streptophyta; Magnoliopsida; Brassicales; Brassicaceae. Gene Ontology annotation, molecular function: protein serine/threonine kinase activity; ATP binding. Gene Ontology annotation, biological process: protein phosphorylation. The coding region runs from base 55 to 1329 and encodes 424 amino acids. Gene Ontology annotation, cellular component: protein kinase CK2 complex; nucleus; cytosol.
CCUCUCUCUUUCAUAAGUCUAUUAUUUAGAAGAGCUUUAGUACUUAAAUGUUAAAUGGCCUUUAGGCCUUACGGAUUCACAAUCUCCUCCUCCCUUCGCAACGCUUCCGCCGCCAACGGCCGCCUCUUCUCCUUCCUCUCCACCUCUCCUUCUUCUUCUUCGUCGAAGAACCUCCUCUCGUCUCUCCGUGGAUUCGCCUCUAGCGCCUCGCUCUACCGUCAACAUCUCCGCCACCAACAACAACAACAACAAUCUCGCGCGAAAGGUUUGGAUAAACCGGAGACGAUGGCGCAGAAGAUCGGUAAAUCAAUCCGGCGUGCCGGUGCGCCGUCCAAGGCUAGGGUUUACGCCGAUGUCAACGUCGUUAGGCCUAAGGAGUAUUGGGACUACGAGUCCCUCGCUGUUCAAUGGGGUGUACAGGAUGAUUAUGAGGUGGUGAGGAAAGUGGGAAGGGGGAAAUACAGUGAGGUCUUUGAAGGCAUCCACGCCACUGAUGACGACAAAUGCGUUAUCAAGAUUUUGAAGCCUGUGAAGAAGAAGAAGAUUAAGAGAGAGAUCAAGAUUCUGCAGAACCUCUGUGGUGGGCCAAACAUUGUGAAGUUGCUUGACAUUGUUAGAGAUCAGCAGUCGAAGACGCCCAGCUUGAUAUUCGAACAUGUGAACAAUAAGGAUUUUAAAGUCCUCUAUCCAACGCUCUCAGACUAUGAUGUUAGAUAUUAUAUCUAUGAACUUCUAAAGGCGUUGGACUUCUGCCAUUCGCGAGGAAUCAUGCACAGAGAUGUGAAACCGCAUAAUGUCAUGAUUGAUCACGAGCAACGGAAACUGCGUUUAAUUGACUGGGGUUUGGCGGAGUUCUACCAUCCUGGGAAAGAAUACAAUGUCCGUGUUGCUUCAAGAUACUUCAAAGGUCCAGAGCUGCUGGUUGAUUUGCAGGACUAUGACUAUUCCUUAGACUUGUGGAGUCUCGGGUGCAUGUUUGCUGGCAUGAUAUUCCGCAAGGAGCCCUUCUUUUAUGGUCAUGACAACUAUGAUCAAUUGGUCAAAAUUGCAAAGGUACUUGGCACAGACGAACUCAAUACCUACCUAAACAGAUACCGCAUAGAGUUGGACCCUAAUCUUGCGUCCCUCGUUGGGAGACAUAGCCGGAAGCCAUGGUCAAAGUUCAUCAACUCUGAAAACCAGCACUUAGCAGUUCCUGAGGCGGUUGAUUUUGUGGACAAGUUGCUGAAAUAUGAUCACCAAGAAAGGCCAACUGCUAAGGAAGCAAUGGCACAUCCGUAUUUCUACCCGAUUAGAAAUGCCGAAAGCAGUCGCACCCCUCGCGGCUAAUGAUCCUGAAACAUUUGGUUGUUCAGUAUUUUGAUUUUCAUUUCUCUACGGAUUCUAUUUGUUUAAAAUCAAUUGGCCGUGUUUCUUUCUCUCAAUUGUGUGUUGCUGUGUGGUUUUUCUCAGUUUCUCUUUUGAAUCUGUUAUAAUAUAAAAUCUAACAUUCUUCUUUUAACA